AUGCUUACCGCUUUCUGGCUUAGCAUAGCCGUUGUAAGUGCAAUACCAAUAGGUAAGUUCCAAGCUGUAUUUAAUGGCGCCGAAGAAAAGGGACAUGAUGAAGGAAAUUUCAGAGACCUUAAAGUAGGAGAGCUAAACUUCCUACAUACAACGGACACUCACGGAUGGCUGGGUUCGCAUUUAACGCAAGCAAACUACGGUGCUGAUUGGGGUGAUUUCAUUUCAUUCACUACUAAGUUUAAAGAGAGGAGGAUAGGUUCUAAUGAUCUGCUGCUGAUUGAUACAGGUGACAAGCAUGAUGGCAAUGGUAUUAGCGACGCAACCGUGCCAAAUGGGAUAAGAUCAACUGAGAUUUUCAAUGAACAAGAUUAUGAUCUGCUUACGUUGGGUAAUCACGAAUUGUAUACUGAGGAUAAUACGAUUCUCGAAUACUACUCAACUGUAGUGAAUGAUAAAUUCAAAGGGAAAUAUGUUGCGAGCAAUGUAGAAUUUGUCACAAACGAAAGUGAAAUUGUGCCUUUUGGUUCUAAGUAUAGAUUCUUUCAAACUUCAAACCUGAGGUACAAUAUACUUGCAUUUUCAUUUCUCUUCAAUUUCCAAAGGGCGAACUCCCGCGCCAUAGUGACUCCUGCAGCAGAGGAACUUCAAAAAGAUUGGUUCCAGGAAGUCGUUAAUUCAUAUCCAGAGGAAAAAGUCGAUGUCAUUAUUGUUUUUGGUCAUAUGCCGAUUACGGAUCCCGAGGAACAUGAGAUCAACAAAGUUCAUGCAAUAUUAAGAACUUACUACCCAAACAGUGUCAUCCAGUACUUUGGAGGUCAUUCACAUAUUAGAGAUUUUGCAAUUUUCGAUGAACUUUCCACUGGCCUUCAAAGUGGUAGGUUCGCAGAGACAGUCGGUUUUCUGUCUAUCGAUAAUGUGCGUAGUGAAGCCCCAAGGUUUUCCCGGAGGUACAUUGAUUUCAACAAGGAUUCUUUCGCCCAUCAUUCAGGGGUGAAUUUUAAAAAGGAUCUGAGGACUGAGAGGGGAGCCAAUGUUUCAAGCAAAAUUGGAGAAAUUAGAGAGGAGCUCAAUCUUACAUCCGUUGUAGGCUACGUUCCUAGAUCAUACUAUAUGGAUUCGAAGCCAUUGACUUCAAAAAAGAAUAUUUACAACCUUCUCACGACCAAUGUUUUGCCGCUUCUAAAAUCAAAGAAGACAAAUUCAUCAAAAUCUAGGUUUAUACUUAUUAACACGGGAUCAAUCCGUUACGAUUUAUAUGAGGGUGAAUUUACCAAGGAUACAGAAUAUAUCGUGUCACCUUUUUCAAAUGACUGGAACUUUGUUGAAAUACCCUUGGCAUUAGCCGAAGAUGUCGCUGCUUAUUUGAAUAACGGAGCGAUACUUAUGACUUCCAUGGGACCACCAGAAUCCAGAAUGAAAGCCGAACUGCCCAAAAGGCGAGAUUCAUGUCCAUUCAUUCAUACGCCAGGUUUCACAAAAGGAUACACAACUUUGGAUGACUUCGGAUGUAAGGGAGAUGACAAAGUUCACAAUUCUGAAUUGUAUUUCCCUGUUCCAAACGUCGUCCAAUCCGUAGAAUUGCAGGCUGGAUGGAGCGAAAGCGUUCACUUCGUAUUUUACAGUUUUAUUCAGCCCUAUGUCAUUAAUGCUCUGAAUGCCUUGAAUGAGGAAAAGAAAGUUGUCACCUACAAAUUCUCUGAUGCUGAUUGCAUGAAGUAUGGUGGCAAGUCCACAGGAGAGCUACUGAAAGACUAUAUCCGUUCAUUGGAUAAAAGUUAA
Messenger RNA from Lachancea fermentati, 1779 nucleotides. NCBI's taxonomy places the organism in Eukaryota, Fungi, Ascomycota, Saccharomycetes, Saccharomycetales, Saccharomycetaceae. The record is from the annotation of a GenBank genome assembly.